GGGAAUGUGUUAAAUGCAAGAUUGAGCGAUGAAUAACAAAUUAUAUAAAGUCCCUCUAAGUUUGCCGUUAGGAAGGGCGCUAAUGUCGGGUAUUUCAAUCAACAAUAGUAACGUGGGAAUUUACUACCUGAAAAUAAAAAGAAACCUUAAGAAAAAGGGCUAACUACAUCUGUCCAUUGUGCAUGCGUAGAUUUUGUAUCCCCUCCUGCUUUAACUUUCUCUUCCCUUCUUGCUGACGCCAAGCGUCACAGUCAGUUUAGUCUACGACUGACAUGCGUCGACGGUGUUUCGUUCGUGCGUCGUAUACGGAAUAAACAUUGAUCUCAUAAAAGCUAUCUUCCGGAUUAUUUGAAUAAGAAAUUUGCAGACAGUGAAAUCGUUUCUACGCAGAUGACUGCGAUCACAGUGAAGUCUUACGUUGAGAGAGCUGCGAGUCCAGGGAUCGUGCGAAGUAGCGAUUACCCGCUUUUGAUUGCGAGCAAAACCGAUUACGCGCAUAACCCUUAUCGCCACAUGUGUACUUUUGAUGUCUCGACUGUAUUGUAAACAACAGCAACUGGUGAAUAUAAGAGUUGCGACUAUUUCGUGGGACAUAUAGGCAUAACUAGUAGAAGAUAGGAAAAAUGGCAAGCAAAUUACCAAAGGAGUUCAAAAAGUAUUAUCGAAACAAGAAUCAGCUCCAGCAUGUUCUUGAGGAGACGCAACAUGCCAUGGAAGCUAUAAAUCUUGAAAAUUUCUUCCCAGGAGAAGAUAUCAUCAGAGAAUUACUGCCGCCAUUGGCUUUGAAUAAAGUGACAUACAUACUCGAUAAUUUCCCUGCGAUAGUCGUCUUGGGACAAGAUAACAAAGCCAAAGCUUCACUGGUUAACAAGCUAUUCUCCGCUGAUAUCUUGCCAUUGUCCAAUGGUUCGUGGAGAUGGGUCAAACUCACAUAUGGACACACCAAUCAUGUCAGUCUCACGUUAAGUUUAGAAUUUGAAGUAAUCGAGAAACUGCAAGCAAAUGAGAAACCCUGGAGCACACUUCCCAUCGAAGAUCUAACGAAGUCAGGAAGCGAGGAUGUCAACUGUCCGACGAUACUGGACGUUAAGUUAGACCAAGCGAUUCUAAAAGAUGACGUCCAGAUAUUUAUCGUUCCAAACAGUGAUGCCAUAAAGGUUCUUGCUAAGGGCUCACUGCGAAUUUUACCUAUAUUUCUUUACGCUCUUGGAGAGCAACCGUUGACUGAGGAAAAUUUGGAAGAAUUGCGAGAAUUGAAGGAAACUUAUCCGUGUUAUCCAGUUUUGUUUAUAUCGUCAUUAACAAAUAUCUCGUUGGAUUCUUUCUUAGACGCGGAAUUAACUGAAUCUGAGCAGCACAGUUUGCAAAACCGAAGGUUGGUGUCAACCGAUCCUAGCGAGCCGAAGAGUGACAACAGUAUUAGCAUUGACAAAAUGAAUUCGCUCGGUCUGAAAUGGCUAGAUCAAUUAACGAACUUAGGAUUCCUCGGUAUGGACGAGUCUGUAGAUGUUCACAAAUUAACGUGGCUUGUCGGCGAUCAGUAUGUUAACUCGAGCCAUCUAGUGGAUUCAUGCAACAAAAUGGACCACAUAUUCUCUUUUACUCGUAACUGUUUGCAAAACUAUCUCUUUAGUGUCGGCAGUCGGUUGAGCGAGAUACACACGAUCAGCUUACGCAAAUUUAUUCUGAGCGCAUUUGAUAUGGCACGUAAGAUACAGAUUACCCCUAGGAGAAUACAAUAUGCUCGACAAAAGGAGAACGAACUUUACGCCAACCUGAUGAAAGUUGUUAACGAACAGCAGGAAGCAUUGUCCGAGUUGAUACAAGUUAACAUUGAAGAGAUGAAGAAUGAUUUAUUGGUGUCUACCAAUGAUAUUUCCCAGUGUGAAACCACAGUCAGUGAUGAUGAACGAAUAGAAUGGACAACUACUGUUCGUGUCGCAACGUCGGAAGUUCAGCGAUACGUGUUAGGGCACUUGGGCAAGAAAGUCGCUAAGGAGCUCGUAGACUCGAUCAACUGUCUUCGGGAAACGUUCAUCGGGACUCUUGAACGUUGCCUGAUAAGUCUGGAAAAGAGUUAUGAACAUGACAAUAACCCACUAGCUAGUGACGCAUUGAAACAAAUACUCUCUACUGCGUACAACAUAGAAUUGCGCAAUUCAUCGCCGUCCUUUGUGCAUUCAUUCUUGGAGAGGUUGAGACAACUUUUCAAGUCUCUGCCAUUACCAUGGGCACCGACCCCGACUUUGGACAUGGCCUGGAGGAAGAAGGUCACCGUAGACGUCUUGAAUUCAUUGUCGGCGGCGCGAUUGGCGAGGACAAUAUCCACGCAGUUCAAGGAAAAGCUGAAAUCAUCGCACGACACCUUUCAGGAUGCUAUGGACUCCCUGGAGAAUUAUUACUCGGGAAAUCUGGAGAGGACAGAGGAGCAGAGGGUGGCUAUACGAAAGUAUCACGCACCUAAACUGGCGAAGCUCGCGUUGGAAUCCAUGUCCAUGAUGGAUACGGUGCGCUUCGGGGUCCCACAGUGCGGCAAGGAGAUCGGAAGGGGACAAUACGGAGUGGUAUACUCGUGCGAUGGUUGGGGUGGAGCCCCAGGCCUGUGCGCAAUCAAAUCGGUCGUACCGCCGGACGAAAGGCACUGGAACGAUCUUGCGAUGGAAGUUUACUAUACCAGGUCGAUACCGGAUCACAAGAGGAUAGUGAAACUUCGUGGAUCGAUCAUAGAUCUGUCGUACGGCGGAGGAUUCGGAUCAGGAGCUGUCCUGUUGAUCUCCGAUCGACUAAGUCGCGAUUUGUACUGUGGCUUACGCGCUGGUCUCUCGUGGCUGGAACGCAUACAAAUAGCGAUAGACGUGUUGGAAGCGAUACGCUAUCUCCAUUCACAGGGUCUGGUGCAUCGAGAUAUCAAGCUGAAGAACGUCUUGCUCGAUAUGGAAAACAGGGCUAAACUGACGGAUCUUGGAUUUUGUAUCACGGAAGCUAUGAUGUCUGGAAGUAUCGUGGGAACGCCUAUCCAUAUGGCGCCAGAGCUUCUGUCUGGCCAUUACGACAGCAGCGUCGACGUGUAUGCCUUUGGGAUCCUGUUUUGGUACAUAUGUACCGGCAAUGUCCGUUUACCAUAUGCAUUUGAACAGUUUCACAACAAAGAGCAAUUAUGGAUAAGCGUACGGAAAGGUAUCAGACCUGAAAGACUGUCACUUUUCGAUGAGGAAUGUUGGACACUGAUGGAGCAAUGUUGGUCCGGGGAGCCGUCUAAACGCCCACUGCUCGGUGCAAUUCAACCAGUUUUAGAGUCUAUACAGCAAAAAGCGGAAAGAGAUCAUUCAUUCUUCAGAACAGAAACUGCAUGAAAAAUCUGGAGGAUAUUGAUAAUACAAUUAUUUGUGUCUCAGUGAAAUAUAAUAAGAUGUGAUAUUUUUAUUACUCAAGAAGAUUAUCUAUCUAUGAAAUAAUUUAGUCAAAGAACAACGUAGCUAUAAACAAACUGCAAUAUUUUUCUAAAACAGGGAGGACUAAUAAUCUCAAGGUAUGAAUUAUACAUAUAAUUUAUUCUAAUUAUUUUUUUUACUAUAAAAUAAAUGUUUGCAAUAAUAAUAAAUUAUAGUGUACUUGUGAUAAUAAACCUGUACCAGCGAUCGUGUCUCGUGUUUUGGGAAAAACGCGUGCUUAUCGAAUUUAAUUUUUGACUGAUCAUUAAUCAUUAGGUUAACAUUUGUAAUAAUAUUUGAUUAUUUUCGCUUCAUAGUUUGUGAAAACUGUAUAAAAAGAUCUGAUCGCUUCAUAGUUUGGGAAAACUGUAUAAAAAGAUCUGAUCGCUUCAUAGUUUGGGAAAACUGUAUAAAAAGAUCUGAUCGCUUCAUAGUUUGGGAAAACUGUAUAAAAAGAUCUGAUCGCUUCAUAGUUUGGGAAAACUGUAUAAAAAGAUCUGAUCGCUUCAUAGUUUGGGAAAACUGUAUAAAAAGAUCUGAUCGCUUCAUAGUUUGGGAAAACUGUAUAAAAAGAUCUGAUCGCUUCAUAGUUUGGGAAAACUGUAUAAAAAGAUCUGAUCGCUUCAUAGUUUGGGAAAACUGUAUAAAAAGAUCUGAUCGCUUCAUAGUUUGGGAAAACUGUAUAAAAAGAUCUGAUCGCUUCAUAGUUUGGGAAAACUGUAUAAAAAGAUCUGAUCGCUUCAUAGUUUGGGAAAACUGUAUAAAAAGAUCUGAUCGCUUCAUAGUUUGGGAAAACUGUAUAAAAAGAUCUGAUCGCUUCAUAGUUUGGGAAAACUGUAUAAAAAGAUCUGAUCGCUUCAUAGUUUGGGAAAACUGUAUAAAAAGAUCUGAUCGCUUCAUAGUUUGGGAAAACUGUAUAAAAAGAUCUGAUAUAAAAUUGUAUGUAUUGAAACAAAAGUCAAUUUUUAGAAUAUCGACGGACAAGUCAAAAGAUAACGUUCUGUUUAUAGAUUUAUAAUCAUGUUUUUAUUGAAGAGCUGACCAGAGAUCUGUCUUCAGACGCAAUGCAGUUUAAUACAAUUUUAGAAUCAAUUUGUUAUUUGUGAUCAUGAUUCAACAGUUCAUCUAAAGUUCAACUAUUAAAAGAAUAAAACUUGAAUUUUGUUUUGCAUUAGCUGAAUUUAAAACUAAGAAAAAUUGCGUAUUCAUCUAUUCGAAUAUUGUGAUAUAAUUUGGAUUAUAUAUUUCGUGUAUUUUCUGGGUACCCAAUUAUCAUACAAAUUACUCGAAUAUAAUGAUCAAUAUAAUAUUUGAAAAAAGUGAAAUGACAAAAUUAACUACUAUGGAUAACAGAUUAAUGAUAAAUGAUAAAUGAAUAUUACCCGAGUGCUAAACACUAUUUUUUCAUUCUAAAUACCCAGUUAUGUUGUAUAAUAUUCAAAUGCGUCAAGUACUACUCAUAAAUUUCAGUAUUGGAUAGAUAUCUAGAUAUUUGGAUAUAAAACUACUUGUUUAUAUCGAUUAUUGUAGAAGUAACAUAAGAAAAUAUUUUAUGUAAACAAUGAUGCGUAUAAAUUUAUAUAGUUCAUAACAUUUGUGUACUCUAAUUAUUUUAUAAUAUUCAAUGUGAUAAAACUGUAUGCAAUAUAUAGAGAAAGAAUGGAUGGAGAAUUAUGAAAUUUUUAUUUGAUUUUUAUGAUAGCAUGGACACAAUAUAUAUCUGAUUACAAUAA
Molecule: messenger RNA, 5164 nt
Organism: Dinoponera quadriceps
Lineage: Eukaryota; Metazoa; Arthropoda; Insecta; Hymenoptera; Formicidae
Gene: Ripk5
Product: dual serine/threonine and tyrosine protein kinase
Exons: 5
Coding region: 624-3353 (909 amino acids)
Biological process (GO): protein phosphorylation
Molecular function (GO): ATP binding; protein kinase activity
Source: RefSeq, a predicted model, not a curated record